This is a messenger RNA of Ceraceosorus guamensis, 1481 nucleotides long. RefSeq lists its product as hypothetical. The record is from RefSeq and is a predicted model, not a curated record. The transcript has a single exon. The coding region runs from base 154 to 1401 and encodes 415 amino acids. Lineage: Eukaryota; Fungi; Basidiomycota; Exobasidiomycetes; Ceraceosorales; Ceraceosoraceae.
UACACGGUCGCAAAAGUCCAGGCCUUUUCCUCCCGUUGCGUGAGAAGGACAAGUCCGUAGGCUCGAAAUGUUGCACUCUACGCUUACGCGCGGAAACGCUUGCGAGCUUUGGAGACCUCGAAGACGCAGCUAUAAGUACCGCCACUGAGCUUCAUGUAUCGGCGCACUGAGACUCCAUCCACCUUCACCUAUUCGUGCGCCCACCCUACCUUCUUUCAAUCCCUUGCAUCGCGAAUCAAGAUGGCUUCCGUAAAAUCUCACCAACUCGUCUCUUCUGGAGCCAAGUCGGACAUUCUUCAGCUCAAGAAGCGAGAUGAUGUGCCCGCUGCUCGCAGAGAGAGGAUGGGAGUGCUGAGCUCCGGCAGCGCUUCCUCGGCCCAUUUGAAGGCGCGUUCUCCAGCUGUUGACGCUCCUCAAGGCCCCAAAAUGCCCCUCGUCCAGAAAAAAGCUCACGGUGGUGAAGUUGCUCAUCUCGAGAAGCGUCAAACCCCUGGACAGGAAUUCGCAAUCACGCUCGAUAAUGUUGCAUUCUCUGGCACAUUCGGCCAGACGCGCGAGCUAGUGGCCACGCAGGUGGUCUCGAGCAGCGCAACCGAAGCAACCACUACUACUCUAGUGGCGCCUACAGCGGACUCUGCAGCAGGUCAGCUGCAGAAAUGGUGUGAAAGCUAUCCAAAUGCAGACCUGUGCCGGUCCUCGUCAAGUACAAAGCCCGCGGGACCCACAAGCAGUCCUCAGACGACUCUGCCAAGUACGAGCGGCGCUGCCCCAAGCUCGGACCCCAACGACCAGCAAGGCACCACCAAGCAUCUACCCCAAGAAAAGAGCAAGUCCAACACUGGCGCCACUGUAGGCGCAGCUAUUGGCUGUCUCCUCGGAGGCCUGCUCAUCGGCGCCCUCUUCGCAUUGUGGUUCCUUCGCCGUCGCCACAGAAAUCGUGUUGCUGCGAUCCAACGAGCACACGAGAGCGACCUGGCCAGAUACACGGACAAGGGGACUGAAGGCAUGACCGUCUUGCCGUACAAGUCGGAGCGUCCAAACAACAAGGCACUCGAGACUGCACGCCAGCGCAUCAAGACGCUCGAAGCUGAACGAAACGCGGCCAGCGCCUUUGGAGAUACGCUGGACAAGCUGAGCGAGCGCGAGCUCGUCGACAAGCUGAGCGGCGUCAAUCGACGGCUCGAACAGACGGCAAUGGCGCUCUCGAGGGCUGCUGACCACGGCAACGACGUUACCGCCUCGCGCCUUCAGAGCAGCGGCAACCUGCCAAAGAGCGUGCCGAGCUUUGCGAGAGCUGCACUCAGCUCGAUCGUCGCCAACAAGAAGACGGCAAGUCUGGACAAUGUGUUGAAGCACGUCGUCAAUGCCGUCCUCGUCGAGCAUCUUUGCCAGCCCUUGUGAGUUCAUUCGUUGAUUUGCGCUCGACUCGCCGCCACGACUGACACGUCGCUUCGUCCGCAGCUGCUUCGCGGGCAAAGCCU